Messenger RNA from Ipomoea nil (Japanese morning glory), 1971 nucleotides. Its product is annotated as transcription factor DIVARICATA-like. The transcript has 2 exons. Lineage: Eukaryota; Viridiplantae; Streptophyta; Magnoliopsida; Solanales; Convolvulaceae. Gene Ontology annotation, molecular function: DNA binding. The record is from RefSeq and is a predicted model, not a curated record. Bases 781 to 1719 code for a protein of 312 amino acids.
ACCAAAAACCAUCGAAUCACCAUUCACCACUUCAAUUUUUCUCUUCCUUUGUUGUUUUUGGCACUUUGUUCAAGGCGACCCUCUCUUCCUUUCAAAGAUUUUUAUUCAAUUCAUUCAUUCCUUACUUCCUUGAAGCUCUUUGCUUUCCCUUUUUAAUCACUUUCCACUCACCAUCUUUUUUCUCUUGCUUUCUUUCUUUCUUGCUCGCUCAUACAUCACCCCCAAAUAAAGCUCCAAAGUAGACCAAACCCAUAGCUUUUCCCAUUUUUUCACAAAACCCCAAUCCCAAGCUUCUCUGUAUUCUUUUCACCUCCUCCAUAGCCUACCCUGCGAGCUCUGCAGCUCAAAAACCCAGUCUUGUGACUGUUAAUGAUUCUGGGAACUGUACUCUCUUUUUUUUCUGUUUUGAGUUUUCUUUCUUGUUUCAGAUCUUGGGUUUGUCUGUUGUGAAUUCUUAUUGUUAUUGCACGCUUUUUGCAUUGUUUAGUUUAUGAUUAUUAUUGAUGUUUUUGGGUUUUCUAGGAUUUUGAAAAGGUGGGUGUUUUUUUAGGUAGAUUCCUCAGGCUGGGGAGGUGGGUUAUGGGUAUAUAGUGGAAAAAGGUAUUCUGAUUCCCUCAAACAAAAAAUGCUUCUUGAUUUAACACUGAUAAUGCCAUUGUAAAGCUUACACCUUUCUCUGCUCCUUUUCCUCUGCUCUUAUCCAUGAGAAAUUCUUGAAUUCUUAUAGUUUUUGGAGAAUAAAUUUUCAGUCUUUUUUUUUUGGUUUUGGUGGAGUGGGGGAUGGAGAUUCUCUCACCGUCUUCCUCUUAUCUAUCGAACUCAAGCUGGAUUGUUGAAGAAAGCAAGAGCACAAAAUGGACCCCCGCCGAGAACAAAGCGUUCGAGAAUGCCCUGGCUUUGUACGACAAGGACACGCCGGACCGGUGGGAGAAGGUGGCGGAAAUGGUGCCGGGGAAGACGGUGGUGGACGUGAUUCGGCAGUACAAGGAAUUGGAAGAUGAUGUUAGUAGCAUAGAAGCUGGGUUAAUGGACAUGCCUGUUCCGGUUUAUACUAGCUCUUCUUCUCCUUCUCCUUCGCCUUUCACUCUAGAUUGGGGAAAUAGCCGUGGGUUUGACGCGCAGCGGCAGCCCUUCGCCGCCGCCGCCGGAGGGAAGAGACCGUCGUCUAACCGGACGCCGGAGCAAGAACGGAAGAAGGGCGUUCCCUGGACUGAGGAAGAACACAGGUUAUUCUUAAUGGGGCUAAAGAAGUAUGGAAAAGGGGAUUGGAGAAACAUUUCAAGGAAUUUUGUGAUUACAAGAACACCCACCCAAGUUGCCAGUCAUGCCCAGAAAUAUUUCAUCAGACAGCUUUCAGGUGGAAAAGACAAGAGGAGAGCCAGCAUUCAUGACAUUACAACUGUCAACCUUAACGACAACAAUCAAACCCUUUCACCGGAAAACAACAACAAUAACAAUAAGCCACCGUCGCCGCCAGACCCACCGGCCGCCGCCGUGCAUUCCCACCACAAAAUGCCCUUCCAGUGGAGCCAGCAGGUGAGCAAUGGGGCGGCAGUGAUGGGUAGUUUCAGCACAGCUCCGGACAACAUUUUUUUCGCCCCGUCGCCGUAUGGAUUAGGGUCUUAUGGGAUGAACAAAGUGCAGAAUCAUGAAAUUUACUUUGGACAACAAAACAUGGGUUUGCAGAUACAAUCAGCACAGCAGUUUCAUCCUGCUUGAGUUCAUUAUAUUCAUGUCAUGUUGUCCUAGAAAAAGCUUGUUGGUUUCAAUUUUUAUUACAACCUUAAUUAUGUUGGUUUCCUCUUCUGCCCUGUAAAUAUGUUGUUUUCCCCUUUCCAUUUUAGUCUUGAGUAAGUGUUUCUAGGAAUUAUGAAAUCCCAAUAUUAUUGAUAUAAACCAAAAAGAUCCCAUUCUGGGUACUCUUUUGUACUUCAACAUGAAUCAAUGGAUUGAUUGAUACUCCUGAUUUCA